AUGUUUAGAUGCUUAAGAGGAUUUUCUUAUGGCAGUCUAUUAUGUAUUUUUCAAAUAUUUCUUUAAAAUUCUAGAGAAAAUUAAUUUCAUAUUAUUAGGGAUAUAAAAAUUGCAGUAUUGCAAAUGGUAAUAUAAUGGAAACCCCACCCAAUCAUUCGAAUAAUAAGAUUUCAAGCAUUUCAACGAAUCAUGUAGAAUUUGACUACUUAUUAGAAGAAAGCCCAUCUCCUCAAGAAUACCUUUCUAGCCAAACAAUAGCUACUCAAUGCAGUCUACAAAAUCCUCCCCAAGUUAAUACUUCACAUUUAAUCGCUACUCAAAAGCCUUUAAAUAGGCGACUUAACCGAAUAAAAAAUAUUUCUUCAGUUUUUGAUUCCACAAAAAAUUCCAAAAAAUCAUCGAAGUUUUCAACUAAUGAAAAUAGAUCAAAAAAAAUAUUCCGAAAAUGAAUAUAACUGUCUGCCAUGAAUUUAAAUUAAAAUGGGUAACUUUUAUAAAAAUGAAGAAAUUAUUAUAAAAAGAUAUAAUUUAUCAUGAUUAUUAAUAAAAAUUAAUCAUAUUAAAUAUAGAAAAAUAGUUGGUAUUUGACUGUAACUGAUUUUUAUUUAUAGAGUAUAAUUGACCGUGAACAAUCUACAACCCCGAGUCCAAUGCAAUCAUCUUUAAGAGUUUCUCCUAUAAAACGUUCAUCAAGCCCACUAGAAAGAAUCAUUGGAAUUUCUUCACCGGAGCGAUCACAUAAUCUCAGUUGUCCCCGCGCUUCAUUUCUUCCGCCCAUAUCUCUUAAAAAGCAAGCUCCAUCACUCAAAACUCAGCUUCAAGCCCGUGUUUCUAAUAUAAUGGAAGCCCAAUCCUUAGCUUCUAAAAGACCUUAUAAUAACUCUCCGAGAUUUUUCGAUUGGCAAAAUUGUUUAGUAAAUUUCCUUAAAAAAAACAAGAAAAGGAAUCUUUCAUAUGAAAUGACAGUUUUAAAUUAA
Blepharisma stoltei is the source of this 977-nucleotide messenger RNA. The record is from the annotation of a GenBank genome assembly. Lineage: Eukaryota; Ciliophora; Heterotrichea; Heterotrichida; Blepharismidae.